AUGGAUGCAUAUGAUUAUAUCAUUGUCGGUGCAGGCAUUGGCGGUCUUGUUCUGGCCAAUCGACUGAGCGAAGAUGCCUCUGUUAAUGUCCUGCUCAUUGAAGCCGGUGCCAAUCGUAUGGGAGAUCCCCGUAUCGACACUCCUGGUUUCUUGAGUACAAUGUAUGGCAAUCCAGACUUUGACUGGGAUUAUAUGAGUGUUCCCCAGGCCCAUGUAAACAACCGGCAGAUUGGCCAGCCCCGCGGCCGGGUCGUUGGUGGAUCCUCUGCCAUGAACUUCUCGUUAUCUGUGUACCCCACUGCAUCGAACUUUGAGAGCUGGAAGGCCCUGGGCAAUGCAGGCUGGGGCGCGGAGGAUAUGGCACCCUAUCUUCGCAAGUUCCAUACCUUUACUCCACCGAGCGAGGCCACAGCAGAGCUGCUUGGUAUCAAUCGCUAUAUGAGGACUGAGAAUCAAGGAUCUGACGGCCCUGUGCCAGUGUCUCUGCCCGAUGUGUAUGGUGAUUUCAACAAGGCAUGGGACGAGACAUUUGCACAAUUGGGCUGGCAAACCGAUGCCGACCCAAUCCAGGGCCAAAAAAUGGGUGCAUUUACCAGUCCGCUGACUGUUGAUUCAAAUAUGGGCAAAAGAGGAUAUGCCGCAGCUUACUAUUCCCCCGAGGUUGCGGCGCGACCAAACCUGCGACUGCUUACAGAGACAACUGUCGAGCAUGUUCUUCUUUCCCAGGAAGAUGGAGCUGUCGUCGCAACAGGAGUACAGGUCAAGUGUCAAGACAGUUCAUACCAGAUCACCGCCAAGAAGGAAGUGAUUCUCUGCGGAGGCAGCUUGAAUACUCCUCAGCUACUUGAGCUCUCUGGCAUCGGAAGUGCAGAUCUCCUCCAAAAUCACAAUAUCCCAGUCAUUAUUGACAACCCGGCUGUAGGCGAGAACCUACAAGACCAUGCCCUCUCCACCAUCAACUUCGAGGUUGCAGAUAACCAGGUCUCGGGUGAUAUCAUGCGCAAUCCGGAAAUUGUCCAAGCGCUGAUCAAACUCUACGAAGAGACAAAAGGCGGUCCAUUGUCGGGCAUGCCGCUCAGUAUGGCCUAUCUCCCCUUGGUGGAUGGAAAGGGCGCUGUCCCUAAAGAGCAAAUCGACAACCUCCUCUCCACGCACCUCGAUAUGGAACAUGCCCCAACGAGCCUGCGAGUGCAAUACAACCAACUCCGCGAGAUCCUUCUCCGGAACGAUGACACCUCCUCCCACUACCUCUACAUGCCUUCUCAGCUCCAGAUGAAUACAGGCAAGACAACUCUCUCUGAUGUCUUGGCUAAAACCUUCCCAGAAAAUUACAUCUCCAUCUUGGUCUUGAACAGCCACCCCUUCUCUCGUGGCUCAGUCCACAUCUCCUCUGCAAAGAGCGAAGAUAAGCCAACCUACGACCCGAACUUCCUCUCGCACCCUCUCGACCUUGAGAUUAUGGCAAGACAACUGCAGUACCUGGACCUUGUGGUGAAGACAGCACCCUUCUCUUCUCUUCUCAAGGCAGGAAAGCGGAUGCCUGAGCACACCAAAGACCUGAGUGAUCUGGACCAUGCAAAGGAGAUUGUCAAGGAGCGCUUGUUUACCUGCUUCCACCCUGCGGGUUCAUGUGCCAUGUUGCCUAAGGGGAGUGGAGGUGUGGUUGAUUCCGAACUGAGGGUGUAUGGAACGAAGAAUUUGCGAGUUGCUGACGCGAGUAUCUUCCCUCUUGAGCCUAGUGGAAACAUUCAGGCUGCUGUGUAUGCAGUCGCAGAGAAGGCAGCCGAUUUGAUCAGAGCUAGAAGCUAG
Messenger RNA from Penicillium antarcticum, 1809 nucleotides. RefSeq names its product GMC family oxidoreductase. Gene Ontology annotation, molecular function: flavin adenine dinucleotide binding; oxidoreductase activity, acting on CH-OH group of donors. NCBI's taxonomy places the organism in Eukaryota, Fungi, Ascomycota, Eurotiomycetes, Eurotiales, Aspergillaceae. The coding region runs from base 1 to 1809 and encodes 602 amino acids. The transcript has 2 exons. The record is from RefSeq and is a predicted model, not a curated record.